Molecule: messenger RNA, 3437 nt
Organism: Hypomesus transpacificus
Lineage: Eukaryota; Metazoa; Chordata; Actinopteri; Osmeriformes; Osmeridae
Product: toll-like receptor 2
Biological process (GO): toll-like receptor signaling pathway; immune response; inflammatory response
Cellular component (GO): membrane
Molecular function (GO): transmembrane signaling receptor activity; triacyl lipopeptide binding; protein binding
Source: RefSeq, a predicted model, not a curated record
CACAAUCUCACACUCUCUCUCUCACACAUUCUCUCUCACUCUCUCUCACACACACACGCUCUCACACACAGAAGGUGAACCACACAGAAGAACUUCAGAAAGGACAGCCAUGCCUUUGCCACCCUUCCUCCUCCUCCUCCUCCUCUCCGAAGGUCAGAGGUCAGAUCCGGGGGUGAGGGCUGAGGGGGGGACGGCGUGCGGCUGUGACGCGCGUCAGGUGUGUGACUGCUCCUCCAGGAACCUGACCCUCAUCCCCCAGGUCCCUCUCCACGUCGUCGCCCUCGACCUCUCCCUCAACUGCAUCGUCGCGGUGACCAACGCCGACCUCGCCGCCUACGCCCACCUGACCAUUCUGCGUCUCCAAGGCAACCACCUCCGGAGCGUGGCGGGGAGGGCGUUCCGGUCGCUAGGGAGACUGGAGCGUCUUGACCUGUCGGCCAAUCGGUUGGCCAACCUGAACGCUGACUGGUUCACAGGGCUGCUGUCUCUCACUCACCUUAACCUGCUGGACAACCCCUACAGGUCCCUGGGCCCCCGCCCCCUGUUCCAGGGCCUGCUGUCCCUACGGACCCUCCGUCUGGGGGGCCCCUCCCUGGAGGAGAUCCGGGGCCACGACCUGGCAGGGGUGGGCCGGCUGGACUCCUGGAGCUACGCCAACCACCUCCGCCACUACGACCCGGGUUCCCUGUCCCGGCCCUGGCCCCUGGGCGCGGCCACCCUCAGCCUGCGGGAGCCCUUCCUGACCAACCAGACGCUGGCGGAGGCUGUCCUGGACGACGUGUCGUACCCGGAGACGCCGCUGACCCUGUGCGACCUCCAGAUGGCCGGGAACAUGUCGGUGCGUCCGCUUGCCGCUGUGGCACGGCGCCGCGUGCGCUCACUGUCGCUAAGCAACACCUCGCUGUCGGAUGAAACAUUGGUCAACUUCCUGGAGGUGACGGAUGGGGCGCCGCUCAGCUUCGUGUCGCUGCAGGAUGUAAGGUUGGUGGGGACGGGGCACCUGGAGCAAGCGCGGAAGACACAGCAUGUGGGGUUUGACACGUUCUACCUGAGGAACGUGGAGAUCGUCAACCUGUACCACUUCAGCUCCAUGCGGCAGCUGGGGUUCCUGCUGCAAUAUCCCCGACAGCUGUCUGUCAUCAAGGCUAAGGCCUACAUCCUCCACUGCUUCACCUCUGUCCUCCUGACCAACCUCCAGUACCUGGACUGGAGUGAGAACCUCCUGACCGACCACACCCUGGCAGAGAUGCUCUGCCACGGGGCUGGCAUCCUCCGGAACCUCCGGGUCCUCAACGUCAGCUCCAACGCCAUCCAGUCCCUGGCCUUGGCCGGCCGCCUGGUGGCACGCCUGGACAGGCUCACUCACCUGGACCUCAGCGGGAAUGCCCUGGCCUCCAUGCCCGGGGCCUGCUCCUGGCCGGCCUCCCUCAGGUUCCUCAACCUCUCCUGGGCCUCGCUGCGGAGGGUCACCCCCUGCCUGCCAAGCACCCUGGAGGUGUUGGACCUGAGCCACAAUGACCUGACCAGCCUGGGUGUGGUGCUUCCCAGGCUGAGAGAGCUGCUCCUCUCUGGGAACAAGAUGCUGGCUCUGCCCUCCCCCUGGAAGACCCCCAACUUGGAGCUGCUGGUCGUCACCACCAACGCCCUCAGCGACUUCUCCCCCAACGACCUACGACCUUUCGGGCGUCUGCGAGAGCUGCAGGCCGGCGGAAACAAUUUCCUGUGCUCCUGCUCCUUCGUGGCGUUCAUGGCGACGGCGUUGUCCGGGGCGACAGUGGAGGGGACGGGAGCGGGAGGUGUGGGGGUGCGUCUCACUGACGAUCCGGACAGCUACGUCUGUGACUCUCCGCUGUGGGUGCGGGGCGAGAAGGUGGGCGGGGUGAGGUUCUCGGUGGUGGACUGUCACCGACUGGCGUUCGUGGCAUCUCUGUGUGGCCUGUCCCUCCUCACCGCCGGCCUCCUCGCCGCCCUCCUCCACCGGCUGCACGUCCUCUGGUACCUCCGGAUGAUGUGGGCGUGGCUAUCUGCCAACCGCAGCGCCAGGCGCCGCCGCUGUCGCCAAGACCGCAGCCGUCUCCUCGGCAACGACGACGCCAUCAGCGACUCCUCGCGGUUUAGCUACGACGCUUUCGUCUCCUACAGCGAGCAGGACGCCGACUGGGUGGAACACUUCCUGGUUCCGGAGCUUGAAGAGGACUCCAGCUCCCAGGAUGCACCUCUGUCCCUCUGCCUCCACAAGAGGGACUUCCUGCCGGGCAAGUGGAUUGUCGACAACAUCCUCAUCGCCAUGGAGAACAGCCGGCGCACCGUCUUCGUCCUGUCGGGGCACUUUGUGCGGUCGGACUGGUGCCGCUACGAGCUGGAGUUCUCACACCUGCGGAUGUUCCAGGGCGACCAGGACGAGGCGGCCAUCUUGGUUCUGCUGGAGCCGCUGGGGGAGAAGGACGUCCCCCGCAGGUUCUGCCGGCUCAGGAGGAUGAUGAGCUCCAGAACCUUCCUGCAGUGGCCCCGGGACGAGCAGGGGAGGGAGGAGUUCUGGAGCAGCCUGAGGGCUGCUGUGAGGGGGAGGGACUGAACACACACACGUGUACACACACACACACACCUGUACACACACAGGAGCAUGCAAGCAGAUUGACACAGAUCAUUUCUUUCUACCGAGGGUACGCCUGCCAGCCCUGUUUGAUGACCCCCUAUCCUGACCCGAACACACGGCCACAGAAUACAUUUAAUGUGGCCCUAAACAGAACAAGGGUCAAGAUAGAAAUGACCUUUGGAAUCUUGAAAGCACGCUUCAACUGCCUGCGUGGCCUCCGAGUGGCCCCAAACCGGCUGGUCAGAUGGUGACAUCCUGUGUCGUACUCCACAAUGUGGCCUCCAUACGAAGGGAGAGCGCCCUGUCAGUGAGUCAGCAUCCCCCAGAAGUGGGAGACCCCAUCACCCUUCACUACCCUACUGGCAGGGCCGUGAGAGACGCUAUAAAGCAGCAGUUUUUUGUUUGAGGGAAGACAGGGUAAGCCAUUAUUCUUUACAUUUAAUCAUUUAGCAGCAUUCUUUACUUUUCAGUUGGGCUAUUUUUGUUCCAUAGCAUUUGAGCUAUAUAGAUUUUAUUUGUGUCCUUGGCCAAGGCACUUCACCCUACUUGCCCUGGGGGAAUGUCCCUGUACUUACUGUAAGUCACUCUGGAUAAGAGCGUCGGCGAAAUGAAAACAUGUAAAUGUAUUUAAUGGCUGUUGCCACCAUAUUCUGAUUAUGAAAUGAUGAAAGCGAUAUCCAAAGUGCCCUCUUUAGAAACUUUGGACUCUAAUAUGCUGACAAAAUGAAACAAGGAUUUACAUUCUGUCUUCAUACAAUGUUAUGAUUUACGUUCUUGAAAUGUAUGCAAAUAUAUCAUAUAUCAAUGUAUGCAUACUGUAUAUAUCAUAUUUUACAACUUA